UUACUUUGUCUAAACGUUUGCCCAACAAAAAAUCUCUAACAUUUCUUCCUUUUUCUGUAUCUUCUUCUUAACUUGGUCUUUCACAACAAUAUUAUCAUGGUUCUAUCCAAGGCAUCCUCCCAAUCCGACGUCUCGAUUCACUCGACGUUCGCUUCUCGAUACGUUCGGAAUUCUCUUCCAAGAUUUAAGGUUCCCGAGAAUUCGAUUCCUAAGGAAGCCGCAUACCAAAUCAUCAACGAUGAACUUAUGUUGGAUGGGAAUCCAAGAUUGAAUCUGGCUUCUUUUGUCACAACAUGGAUGGAACCUGAGUGUGACAAGCUCAUCAUGGAUUCCAUUAACAAGAAUUAUGUCGAUAUGGAUGAGUACCCCGUCACCACUGAGCUUCAGAAUCGAUGCGUUAACAUGAUCGCACAUCUUUUUAACGCGCCAUUGGGAGAUGGGGAGGCGGCAAUUGGAGUUGGAACAGUAGGAUCAUCGGAAGCCAUUAUGCUUGCAGGCUUAGCAUUCAAAAGAAAAUGGCAAAACAAGAUGAAAGCCCUCGGUAAACCCUGUGACAAGCCUAACAUUGUCACUGGUGCCAAUGUUCAGGUUUGUUGGGAAAAAUUUGCUAGGUAUUUUGAAGUGGAACUGAAGGAGGUUAAGCUGAGAGAUGGCUACUAUGUAAUGGACCCUAAGAAAGCUGUGGAAAUGGUAGAUGAGAACACAAUUUGUGUUGCUGCAAUCUUGGGUUCUACUCUUAAUGGAGAAUUUGAAGAUGUUAAGACCUUGAACGACCUUUUGGUGAAAAAGAAUCAAGAAACUGGGUGGGACACUCCAAUUCAUGUGGAUGCAGCAAGUGGUGGGUUCAUUGCACCAUUUCUAUACCCAGAACUUGAAUGGGAUUUUAGGCUGCCAUUGGUGAAGAGUAUUAAUGUGAGUGGGCACAAGUAUGGACUUGUGUAUGCUGGGAUUGGUUGGGUAAUCUGGAGGAACAAGGAGGACCUGCCUGAAGAACUCAUAUUCCACAUUAACUACCUUGGAGCUGAUCAACCCACUUUCACACUCAACUUUUCUAAAGGUUCUAGUCAAGUAAUUGCUCAAUACUAUCAACUCAUUCGCUUGGGUUACGAGGGGUACAAGAACAUCAUGGAAAAUUGUCAAGAAAAUGCAAUGGUACUCAAGGCCGGCCUGGAGAAAACGGGACGCUUUAACAUUGUAUCAAAGGACAAUGGAGUCCCAUUGGUGGCAUUCUCUCUCAAGGACAGUAGCCGUCACACUGAGUUCGAGGUGUCUGACAUGCUACGUCGAUUUGGGUGGAUCGUCCCGGCCUAUACCAUGCCACCAGACGCACAACAUGUGACAGUUCUUCGAGUUGUUAUACGCGAAGAUUUUUCAAGGACUUUAGCCGAGCGCCUCGUCAUCGACAUCGACAAAGUUUUACGUGAUCUUGAUACGCUUCCGGCUAGAGUUACCGAGAAAGUGGCUGCCACUGAAGAGCAAGCCCAGAAUGGUGGCGUGGUGAAGAAAAGUGACAUUGAGGUACAAAGGGAGAUCACUACAGCAUGGAUGAAAUUUGUUGCUGACAAGAAGAAGACUAACGGGGUGUGUUAAGGCUUCGAUUGGUCUGCGGAAUUACAAAUAUUAUUCCUCGUAUCUUAAAAAAAUGACUACGACUAUGUAGUCUAUUCGGAUUUUGCUAUUUAUAACCGUACUAUUUUGAGUUGAGUGUUAUUAGAUUGAAGAGUACCCCGCGUAUUUAAUUCUCGUAAUGUUGAUGAUGUGGUGCAAACUCUGUUUCUUGCAAUUUCAGAGUUUGAAAAAAAUGGGAAAAAAGGAAAAGGUUUUCUCUUUGGUUCUUGAACAUAAGACUGUUGGUAUUGAACUUCUGUCUUUCAACUUACAGAUUUGUGGAGUUCUUUUGGAAAAACCAGAAUGUAUCAUUUAGCCAACGGGUUAAGUUUGGUCAGGAUCAAGUAAGUCGAUCUCUAAUGUAAAUUUGGGCAAAUUGAUAUAUUAAACUCAAUAAAAAUUAUAUUUUCA
Molecule: messenger RNA, 2019 nt
Organism: Olea europaea var. sylvestris
Lineage: Eukaryota; Viridiplantae; Streptophyta; Magnoliopsida; Lamiales; Oleaceae
Product: glutamate decarboxylase
Exons: 7
Coding region: 97-1590 (497 amino acids)
Biological process (GO): L-glutamate catabolic process
Cellular component (GO): cytosol
Molecular function (GO): glutamate decarboxylase activity; pyridoxal phosphate binding
Source: RefSeq, a predicted model, not a curated record